CACAAGACCACACAGCAGCAUGUUACAGCUCAUUUCAGCGCUUCUUCCUCUGUAGGGCCCUGAACUGAUCGAUCAUGAGGCUUCUACACAUCCUGGGCUUCACCCUCUUGCUCUGCAGCCUGUGUGCGAGGGCACAGGAGGAAUCAGCAGUAGAGGAGGAUAAAGUAGAGGAGAAAGCAGAGGAAAAAGUUGAGGACAGCUCUGAAGAAGACACAGAACCAGAGAAACCAGAGAAGACCGAAGACAUUACGGAAGAGAAAGACGUUUUGGUGCUUCACAGCGUCAACUUUGACCGGGCUCUCAGUGAGAACAAAUACCUGCUUGUGGAAUUUUACGCUCCGUGGUGCGGUCACUGUCGCAGUUUGGAGCCCAUUUACGCAGAAGUGGCUGGAUUACUGAAAAAUGGGUCAUCUGAAGUACGACUGGCCAAAGUGGACGCAGACGAAGAGAAAGAUCUUGCCUCAGAGUUCAGUGUGGGCAAUUUUCCCACUCUUAAAUUCUUCAAAGACGGCAAUAGGCAAAAUGUCACAGAUUUUUCCGGAAAGCGAACAGUAAAAGGAAUCACGAGGUGGCUGGAGAGGCACACGGGGCCCAGCGCUGCUGUCCUCGAUGAUGUGAAGAGCACAGAGGCUCUGCUGGAUGCACACGAUGUGGUUGUGGUUGGAUUCUUUCAGGAUCUGGAAGGAGAUAAGGCAAAGACAUUUUAUGAUGUAACUUUAAUGGCAGUGGACUUUGAUUUCGGCAUCACAAGCAACCCAGAGCUCUUCAAGAAGUAUGAUGUAAAAAGCGACUCAUUGGUGCUUUUUAAGAAGUUUGAUGAAAAGCGUGCAGACAUGCCACUCACCGAGGACAGCAAGCUAGACAAAGGAGAGAUAAUGUCAUUCAUCCAUGCCAACAGCAUGAAACUUGUCAUUACAUUUAAUGAAGAGAAUGCUGAGCAAAUAUUUAGGUCUAAGGUCCGUAAUCACAUGAUUCUAUUCAUUAACACGACUAUGGAAUCCCAAAAUGCAUUGCUAGAAGAUUACAGAGAUGUUGCCAGUGGGUUUAAGGAAAAGGUGCUUUUCAUCACAUUAGAUGUCACGUCUGACAAAUCAGAUCAUGUGCUGAAGUAUUUCAGCGUCUCUGCCAGUGAUGCUCCUAUUAUUCGCCUGAUCAACAUUGACAAAGUGGUGACAUAUGCUAUGGAAGGAUCGACCAUCAACAAAGACACACUGAAAACAUUUUGCCAGGGUGUUCUUGAUGGUACCGUGAAGCCCUUUUUGAAGACUCAAGAUAUUCCAGAGGACUGGGACAAGAAUCCAGUUAAAAUCCUUGUAGGGAAGAACUUCAAUGAAGUGGCUUUUGAUGAGACUAAGAACGUCUUUGUGGAGUUUUACGCUCCAUGGUGUGGUCACUGUCAGCAACUGGCUCCUAUAUGGGAUGAGUUGGGCGAGAAGUACAAAGACCAUGAGAAUAUAAUCGUUGCGAAAAUGGACGCCACAGAAAACGAUGCUGAAGACGUCGCAAUACAGGGAUUUCCAACCAUUAAAUACUUUCCAGCUGGGGCUGAAAAGAAGAUCGUUGAUUACAAUGGAAAUAGAGAUUUGGAGACCUUCUCAAAGUUCCUGGAUAAUGGAGGAGUGUUUCCAGAAGAAGAGAGUAAAGAUGAUGAGGACAAAGACGACGAUGAUGAUGAUGAUGAUGAUGAUGAUGAAGAUGAGGUGUCAGAUGAACCAACAGAGGAGUCACCAAAAUCUACCAAUGAAACCAGCAAAGAUGAGCUUUAAAACAAGGCAAAAAUAAGCUCAUUUGUGAUAAAUAAGAUCAGUGAGACCAAUGAGCCAAAUGUGUUUUAUCAGGUUAAUGUAUUUUUUCUGCACUGGACCAUUUCAACAAACUACACAUGACAAAACUGAAUAAAACAUCCUAACAUUUU
Messenger RNA from Puntigrus tetrazona (Sumatra barb), 1915 nucleotides. It is a transcript of the gene pdia2, whose product is annotated as protein disulfide isomerase family A, member 2. The record is from RefSeq and is a predicted model, not a curated record. The transcript has 11 exons. NCBI's taxonomy places the organism in Eukaryota, Metazoa, Chordata, Actinopteri, Cypriniformes, Cyprinidae. Gene Ontology annotation, biological process: protein folding; response to endoplasmic reticulum stress. Gene Ontology annotation, molecular function: protein disulfide isomerase activity. Gene Ontology annotation, cellular component: endoplasmic reticulum. The coding region runs from base 75 to 1766 and encodes 563 amino acids.